Myzus persicae (green peach aphid) is the source of this 3200-nucleotide messenger RNA. RefSeq names its product serine/threonine-protein phosphatase 2A 65 kDa regulatory subunit A beta isoform-like. Gene Ontology annotation, biological process: protein dephosphorylation. The record is from RefSeq and is a predicted model, not a curated record. The transcript has 8 exons. Gene Ontology annotation, cellular component: protein phosphatase type 2A complex; cytoplasm. Gene Ontology annotation, molecular function: protein phosphatase regulator activity. NCBI's taxonomy places the organism in Eukaryota, Metazoa, Arthropoda, Insecta, Hemiptera, Aphididae. The coding region runs from base 1489 to 2907 and encodes 472 amino acids.
AUCAGAUAAUAAUUUCUUAAAAAUGAGUACGACUAUUCUCCAUAUUAAUUCCUAGUUUUCGAAUAUUUUGAUAAUAGUACUAAAAACAUUUAUGUUUUGAUCGCACAUGAAAGAUCUAUCCUUCAUAGUUUUGUUCGAUUCCUAGUACCUUAUAGUUUAAAAUACCAGGCCUCACUAACAUUUGAAUAGAUUUCUGGUAUCUUCAUAAUAUGCCAUCAAAACUCUAAAGGUAUGCUUUAUGACUAUAAAAUAAUUUUAAAUUUAUUUCAACAUUUCUACUAAAGACCAUAGUAAGAUAUGUGAAAAGGAUAUAAACUACCAAUUACUAUACCUAUUAGCCUUACCAAAUGUUUUUUGUAAUAUCUUUUAUUUUGUGAUUUUUGAUUACCUACCUAACUAUUGAGUUUUGAUAGUUCUAAUAGUUAUGUUAUAAGUUUUAUAGCAAAACAACUAAGUACCUAUAUUGUUAGUACUUACUUGUAAAAAUUACUUAGGUAGUCGAUAAGUUAAUGUAUGUACCAUAUUAUUAUCUAAAACUAUUCAUCCAAAUUUAUAUAACCAAUAACAAUUUACAAGUAACAAUAACUCUCAAUUCAGACAUAUUUGAACAAAGCAAUUCUGUAAUGAUUAUUUAUUUAAUUAUUGUUACCAAUGUAAUAUUUUUAAUACUUUAAAAUAAUAUAAAACGUCAAUAUGUAAAUAAAUACUUCUUUAUUUAAUUGUAAAAAUAUUUGUUAGUAAUUGUUUGAGUAUAAUGUCUGUUACAGUAUAAACUAUAUCGUUAUUAAAAUGUUAAUAUAUAUAUAUAUACAAAUAUUACAAAUGCAAUGCUAAUGACCUUAGUUGUCGAACCAGAAAUUAAAAGUUUCAAGGACAAUAAAAAUUUUUUUUUAAAAAACGAUAACGUGUUUGUAGAUGAUGGGCAAUAGUGGAUGUUGGAAGAGGCGAAGUCCACGUUUUUCAAGUAAUUAGGUACCUACCAAUGUUAUAAACUUAUAGUUAUUUUUAGCUCUCCCUAAUUCCACCUAUGCUAAAGGCUACUGCCCAGUAAGUUAUUAUACUCGAUAGUAGGUAGGUAUAUCUAUGUAAAUUGGAACGAGGUCUAGUAAACAUAAAUUAUAAGUUUCUUUUGAUAUAAUUGAAAACCGUCGGUACAGUCAUUAUUUGUAGAAGUAAAUUCUCCUUUCAAUAGCCAAAUAUUAGACCAUGGUCCAUGAUACCAUUUUGUAUUAUAGACGUUUAAACUAUAAACCUAAUAAUUAUUAUAAAAAAAAAUAGUGCCUUAGAAUCGAGAUGACCUGGGAAUUUCAAAUGUUGUAUUUUGUUGUUUUGGCGCCUUGGUGGUACUAAAAUAGAAGCCGUGUCUAUUGGAGGCGUAAUAUAUUAUAUUUUUAUGAUACGUCUUUGAUGACUUCAUUUUUAAAAACAUCUAUGGUAGAAAUCGCCCUUGAACAGCGAUGACUGCACGUCGACUUCGAUGAAUUAUGAAUGCCAUUUCAAUAUGGAAGUACGGAACUGCAAUUUUGCAUUUUCAAUUUGACAUUUGUAACUAGCACCUACCUACUUAUUCAGUCACCACGAUCGUUAAUAAUAGUACCCGGGAAGCUCGUUUUCUAUUCUAAAGUUAGAAGUUGUCCAAUUUGUCUACUGAGAAAAGUGGAUAGUAUGGCUGAACGAAUUGAACAAGGAACUCCCAAAACCUAUCGCGGCGACAACCAUUUGGAGUUAAACGAUGAUAAUAAUUGCGAUCGCUCAUUUAUCGAAGCUACUGUAAACUGUGAUCGCCUUGUGAAUCGUUUGGAAUCAAUGCCUUUUUUACGGGAUGUCGCUUUAAAACUCGGAGCAGAAAAUACUCGUAAACACUUAGUACCAUACCUUACUCAUCUUAUAAUUGCUGAGCAACUGUCAGAAUUGAAGGAUUUAGCUGAAGUUCUUGGUGAAUUUGAAAUUUAUGUGGGAGGACCAAAAUAUGCUCACAUUUUGCUGCUACCCCUAGAAGAAUUAACAGGUGUUAAAGUUGGUAAUGUAAGGAUGGCUGCCAUCAAAUCAUUGCAAACAUUGGCCGAUAUUAUGGAAGUCAUCGAUUUGGAAAAUUAUUUUAUACCUUUUAUCGCUAGUUUGACAAUGAAUGAUAGAUGUGCUAAACGUUGUUCUGUUAGUCAUCUAUUCACUACAGUUUAUAUGCGUGUCAGUCCAAAAUAUCAAAGUGACUUAAUUGACUAUCAUUGUUUCUUAAGUUUAGACUCGUUACCUUCUGUUCGUCAAAAUGCAGCUAACAACUUGGUUGAUUUCAGCGAAAUUGUUCAUAUGUCAAUUUUUGACAGUAAAUUAACUCCACGUUUGGAACAAUUUAGUUUUGACCAAAAUGAGCAUGUUAGAAUUUUGGCUUUAUCAAUAGCAAUAACAAUUUCAAAAAAAUUUGAUGUCUCUUACACAAAACAGACAAUUCUUCCUAUUGUCUUGAAUUCAAUAAAUGACCCUUCAUGUGAAGUACGUUCAAUACUCAUCAAGAAUAUUGCCAAGGAUUUGAUAGUACUACCAGAAGAUCGAUUAAUAUGUUGUUUGAAAGCAUUUAUUAUAAGUGAUUCGUGGAAAAUGCGAAACACUGGUGCAAUUUAUUUAUAUAUAUUGGCAAUCCAAAAGGGUCUCAAAUUUUUUGAAGAUUAUUUAGAACAGCCGUUUUUAAUACUGUUAACUGACCCAAAAUCAACUGUUCAGCAAACAGCGAUGGAUGUAUUUAAACUAUUAGUUACUGAAUUUGGAAUGGAUUGGGCUCAAACAUAUAUAGUGCCAUACUUAACGAAAAUAUCUUACUCAAGAAAUACUUAUAACAAGAUGGCGUUUUUAUCAUUUGCUAAAGUAUGUGCAACAUUAAUGAGUAUACAAUUUAGAGCAUUAAACAUAUGAGAGAGAAUGCAGUGGAAUAAUGAUUUGUUGGAUUCUUAAUAACCAACCAAAUGUUCCAUGAUUAGAUGUUAGGUAUUAGAUAUUUCAUUUAUCUUAAUAAUCUAACUUAUAUGAUGGGGUCUUAAAAGUAAAGUUAUUAAAACUUUGGGUGAUUAGAAUUUUUUGAAAUCUGUGAUCAAUUAAUGUUAAACUAACUAUUUCCUCAUGUUGUGUACCAUCAGUCUGACGAUAAUCUAAAUGUUCGCUAUGCGUUAGUCAAAAUAUAAAAUGUAAUAAUGACCUCGAUUUCGGAG